AGAGAGAGAGAGAGAAGUUUAUUGUUAUUGUCAUGUACAGGUACACAACAACGAAGCGAUGCAAACAUACAUACAUGCAUGACCUCUCUAUAAGAACAUGAGUAAAUCAGUUUAGAGACACGGUGCCUUUUUCAGGCUUAGGAGCACAGAAGCAUGUAGCCUGCAUUUGGAUUACAGAAGUUACGAAGUUGCUCCUUUAACAUGCAUAUCAGCCGCAGGAUCUUGACGCCGGGUGGAUGCAUAUUGGAUGAAGGCCAUCAGAGUGAGGUGUGUGUGGGAGGUGUCUUCAUUCACAGAUUCAUUUACUUACCCUCCCUCCUAACCUGCUUAAAUACCCCUCCCUGAAGACUCCUACAGAAUCUCACAGUGGAACCCCAUCAGAAAGUCGGAUACACGCUUCAAACCCUGCACGCUUCAUGUUUCUCGAAGGAGAGCGGAUUAUGAGCGCCUUCGGGCAACAGCCGUCGCCUCAGCAGCUGAGCCCGGUGGCGAACCCGAGCGCCCAGGACGUGUUGGACAUGGCCGCCUACUGCGACAACCUGAGUGCCUAUCACCAUCAUCAUCAACAGCAGCAGAGCGCACACCACCCGUCACCCAGAUCUUCCGUGCAUGCUCCAGCCUAUGGCCUGGCUGAGUACGCAGCUCCAGGUGCAAACCCGUACCUGUGGUUGAACGGCCCUGGUAUCGGCACCGCUUCCUCUCCAUACCUUUCAGGAGGCGCAAACGGGGCCUCGAACUACAUGCAGACUGGUUAUGGAGCGAGUCAGCGCCAGUUCCUGGCACCUCCAGCCGGGUUCCACGGGACCGACCUCGGGUGGCUGACUGUCCCGGGACAACAGGACCUGUUCAAAAUGGUUCGCCCACCAUACUCGUACUCUGCCCUGAUUGCCAUGGCUAUCCAAAACGCACAGGGCAAAAAACUCACCCUCAGCCAGAUCUAUCAGUAUGUCUCCGACAACUUUCCGUUUUACAAGAAGAGCAAAGCAGGAUGGCAGAACUCCAUCAGACACAACCUGUCGCUUAAUGACUGCUUCAAGAAGGUCGCCCGGGACGAGGAUGAUCCCGGGAAGGGCAAUUACUGGACUCUGGAUCCGAACUGCGAGAAAAUGUUUGACAACGGAAACUUCAGGAGGAAGAGGAAGAGACGCGUGGACGCGGUGAAGUCGGAGGACGCGAGCGCGCUCAAGCUGGCGGACACGGCGGGUCUGGCGGGGGUCGUGCAGCGUUCACCGAGUCCAAGCGAACCGAAAUCCUCACCCGAGCCAAGUCCGUGUUUCAACACGUUCGUCAGUACCAUGAACUCGGUGAUGGCAGGAAGCGGUGACGGGGUGAGAGCGCGGGACACCGGCGCGCUGCUGGCGGAUUUAACGCGGGGCCGGGACGGGGUGUCUCCCCUGAGCACCUACUGCCCCGGAGACACAGCGCCUCCAAACGACCACGCUCACAUGAGCCACAGACUGAGCUAUUACAGCCCUGGCUUUGGUAACCACUUCAGCGUCAACAAUUUAAUAUACAACCGAGAGGGAACUGAGGUUUAGGCCAAACUUGGACAUACAAACUGGGAUCUUACUGCGCUCUGUGAGCGCGCACCUCACGUGUUCACGUUUAUUUAGGGUAUUUCUUUUACACAGUCCCAAACCAAACGCACUGUUCAGUUCUGUAAAUAUCUAUACACACAGUAAGCCUUCCAACUUUGCAAUCGAUAUAUCAGGCCUUAAUGCUGCAGGGCUUCUGUAAAGAAAAACAACACUGCAUUGACUUGUACAGUGUUAACACUUACACUGCUCCUGUAGACUUCACUCAGCAGAAGCAUGGUACUGUGUAUGCAACAUGAUCAUGGACCUUAUUAUUAUGAUUUUUUUUGGUUAUAACUAUAUUUCAGUAAACAUGUUGCAAUGUGUUCAUGGGUCACAGUGUCAACUUUUUGUAACAUUUCAUCCACGUUUUGCAGAUUCAUGCCGAAUGUCGUAUGGUUUAUUUAAUUAAUGCAUUGUAUUUUGUAAAUUAUGUUGUAAAUAAACUGUGUUUUAAACAAUAUUUGUUAGUACAUCAUUAUUAAUAAUCAUUAAU
Molecule: messenger RNA, 2070 nt
Organism: Silurus meridionalis
Lineage: Eukaryota; Metazoa; Chordata; Actinopteri; Siluriformes; Siluridae
Gene: foxi1
Product: forkhead box i1
Exons: 2
Coding region: 417-1538 (373 amino acids)
Biological process (GO): regulation of transcription by RNA polymerase II; anatomical structure morphogenesis; cell differentiation
Molecular function (GO): RNA polymerase II cis-regulatory region sequence-specific DNA binding; DNA-binding transcription factor activity, RNA polymerase II-specific
Source: RefSeq, a predicted model, not a curated record